AUGACUUCCCAAUCAUCUGGUUGCCUUUUCCCGAAAUCAAAUGCCAGUGGAUUGCAAGUGCAUCAGUGCACCCCUGAGACUUGUGCUGUUCACCCAAUUUACUCGGUAGUGUCUGCUCGAUGCCUUGGUAACGAGGCUUCCAAUACCACCUCAACUAUGCCAACUUUCAGUCGAGAUUUCGAAUUUCCAUCCUCAAACGUCAUUCAAACUCGGUGCAUGGUCAAUCGGACCACUGAGGUCUUCUAUUGGUUCCCUCCGGUUCAAAAUUGUUUUUCAACUAAAAAUAGUGAUACCCCCUAUUUCUACGGCUCCAUUUACGCCCUCCGCCAGCUACAGCACGCCUUUCAGGCUGGCAAAGCUGCGGCUGUGGCCGUCAAAGAGAAACCCCUAGUCUCUCUCUCUGUUGGAAUGUCCGCACUCUCAGUGGUUCUCGUGCUCAUAAUGCUCCUCGGUAUCUGCCACCGCAACGCGCCCGAAACGGCCAAUCAGCGACAACGUCAGGCGGCCGCGCGUCGCCGAGCUCGAACCAGGGGCCCUCUGCAGCACGACAACCACGCGUCAAUCGGGACGCAGGCUGAGGUUGAACCUUCGGAUAGGCCAUUCGUCCUCCAUCGGUCGAGUUCUUUGUCGUCGUCGUCGUCAUCAGCUCGGCGUGCUGCAGCGGUCACCGGCACUCAAUAG
Messenger RNA from Mesocestoides corti, 681 nucleotides. Lineage: Eukaryota; Metazoa; Platyhelminthes; Cestoda; Cyclophyllidea; Mesocestoididae. The record is from the annotation of a GenBank genome assembly.